UUUUAUUUUAUAUUGGUAGAUGACUCCUAAAUCAAAAAGGAAAAGUAUUCACAGUAGAAUGCUCCGGCCGGUGUCCAGAGCUUUUGAAAUGGAAUUUGAUCUAGAUAAAGCACUGGAAGAAGUACCUAUCCAUAUAGAAGACCCACCAUUUCCUUCCAGCAGGCCAGACAAACGAACUUCUGGAUUCAUUUCAGAGUUGCCAUCAGAAGAAGGGAGAAAACUUGAACACUUUACAAAGUUAAGACCCAAAAGGAAUAAAAAACAGCAGCCCAGCCAAGCAGCAGUACCUGCUGGAGUGCCUCCAGAUGGUGAACAGAAUGGCCUCAUGGGAAGAGUAGAUGAAGGUGUGGAUGAAUUUUUCACAAAGAAAGUCACAAAAAUGGAUUCAAAGAGACCAUCGACUAAAAGUUCAGAGAGCAGUGAGCCCAGUGAAGCAGGUGAUGAGAAGAAGAAAAGGGACUCAAGGAAGAGUGGCUUCCUUAACUUAAUCAAAUCAAGAGGCUCCAAGUCUGAACGUCCUCAGACUGUAAUGGUGGCUGAGGAGCCCUCCUCACCCAAGGUUGCUUCAAAAAGUCAAGUGGUGGACUCAAGUAAGAAGGAGCUGAAACCUGCAGAGCAGAAUGGUGGUACAGAGCGAUCUGAGGAGUUAAAGACGCCGGACUCACUGGAGGAGAUGCAGCCAGAUGAUGCUGCAAAGUCUGAAAGAGCUGACAGCAAAGGAAGCCCACAAGGAGGCCGGAGGUACGGUGUGCAGGUGAUGGGCAGUGGACUUCUCGCAGAAAUGAAAGCCAAGCAGGAGAAGAGAGCAGCCUCUGCUCAGAAGAAACUUGGGAAUGACACACCUUCCAAGGAGCCUUCUGAUGCAGCAGUGAGCUCAGAACGACUGGAUGGAAGUGGUACAGUGCCUAAACUCCCGCAGACCGUUCCAGAGAGCCGAUUUGCCUCCAGUAAAGGUGACUCUAUCUCAGCAUCAUCUGACAAAAAUGCAAAAGCUGAACCAAAGGCAGAAGCUGCGGCAAAGGCAAGAAGUUCUUCCAAUACACCAACCAGCCCCAAACCCCCACUGCAGUCAGCGAAGCCCAGCCUGGCAGCACGGCCGACGGUGCCACAGAAACCACGCUCUGCCUCUCGCACUGAGGAUGCUCCAGAGUCUCCCUCUGGCCCCAGCUCCCCAAAAGUUGCCCUGCUUCCACCUGUGCUGAAGAAAGUUCCCUCUGAUAAAGAAAAGGAUGGUCAGAGCAGCCCCACAGUCAGAUCAUUUUCUCAAGAAGAGCGAACAGGAGAAGGUCAAAAAAGAGCUGCAGACCAUGACUGUGCCAAGCCACCCGGAGGAGGGGGAGCCACUUCGGGGCAGUGCUCUGCCAGUGCAGAAGAGGAAGUCAGUGUGCUUGGGCUGAGGAAAGCUCAGCCAGCUCCUGCUGCCAAAAGAAGCCCUGGGCACCAGUCCCACGAGUUCCAGGAGCUGAAGCAGAGGUCCUUAAGUAAAGACGGCCAUCAGGGAAGCAAGUCCAGUGACUCUGGCGAAGAGGCAGAUAAAGAUUUUAUUUUUGUUUAGCGAUCAGUCCAAGUGCUUUGUAGUGUGAGAGCUUUUAUAACAGUCAGGGUACAGCAAUCAACAGCCCUUCCAGCCAGCUGCUCUAUCACCACACGUACAUCUCUGCGCAGAGAAGCUGAUCUUCCAAACACGAUUCCCACUACAAUCAGUUGGCGUUGAUUUGGUCCUUAAUUUCUGUUCUGUCCCAUUCAGACAUUCCUUCCCAUGCCUUUGCUAAAGCCAGCAAUCCUUCCGUGUAUUCUACUUGAAUUUCCUCCAAAGCAGCUACAAAGAAUGCCCUGCAUUAGGGCGUUGGGGAAGCAAAGCAAAUUAACUGGACACUGUCUUAUGCUCGUACACUGUACAGCAGGUAAUGUGUUGUACUGCUGAAUGUAAAUGUGUCAAAUCUGCACGUGACUUACCUAUAAAUAUAUUCUUGCGGUAUGCAAUUGCACAUUGUAAUUAUAUUAAGAGCACACUAAUAAAAUAAUUUGUAUAGAUUAUAUAUAUUAAAUGCUUGGGUAUGGUUUUUACAUUCUCCCAUAGGGAGCUUCUUUCUUCCUGUUCUUGUACUGUACAUAAAGCUCCAGCGCUUACAUUUGUGUACUGUCAAAAAGCACAACGGAGAAGGAUCUGAAUGACAUAUAAGCUUGUUAUGCUUCCACGUUCAUGUAUUAAUGUAUAUAGUUGGUUGGAAUGAGGGCAAUGGAAAUUUUAUUAAUAUUGGUGUUUUCUAGAGACCUUCUUCGGUUCUGUCUGCAUAUUAGCUUCCUUUCAAUGUGUAAUUCUACAAGAACCAUAGUUGGACAUCUGUAAAAACAUUUCUGCUUUUGGGGAAGGGGCGCAGGUUUCACAGGUAUCCACUUACAUCACAGGUUGAAGGGAUUUUAUUCAUAUGUAUAUUUGUAACAAUAAAAAUGAUUUUACAACUGAAA
Molecule: messenger RNA, 2469 nt
Organism: Meleagris gallopavo (turkey)
Lineage: Eukaryota; Metazoa; Chordata; Aves; Galliformes; Phasianidae
Source: RefSeq, a predicted model, not a curated record